GCCGAAAGAAAAGUUUAGGUUUCUCUGUAUUCAAGCUUCCGGCAGAAGAUAGAUUGCCUCCUGAAAAAGAUGAGGAAGAUAUUCCGAAAGCAAAAUUGUUUUCUAAUUAUACACCUUAUUGGUAUUUCAAACAAUGCAAAAAACUGGCAAAACAAGACAAGGCAGUAGAAUGUCUUCAAUUUUUUCAACAAAAAAUGCUUAAAGAAGAUAGAGUUUUUCCAGAAGAAAUGAAUUAUACAGUUGUUAUUGGCGCAUUAGGUAGAAAGGGAUAUGUAAAUAAGGCAUUUCAACUAUACAUACAAAUGCGGAAACGAGCAAUAAGCCCUUCUGAAGCUACGUAUACUGGGCUAUUCAAUGCAGUCGCACAAUCUUCAAACAGCUCAAACCUGAAAAAAGCAAUCAAUUUAUAUGCAAAGAUACAUCAAUCAAAUAUAAGAAUUUCCAGAAUAACAUACAACGCUAUAAUUAAGGCUUUCGGUAAACAUGGAACCACAGAACAGAUGCUGGGAAUAUUUCGUGAAUCGAUUAUGGCUGGGUUUGAACCAGAUUCUGAAACAUUUAAUAUGAUUCUGUUAUGUUUACAACGAGAUAAAGAAGCUGGAUUCAGGCAUGCAAUUGAGGUUUGGAGAAUGAUGCUGAUGUUAAAUAUAAAACCAGAUGGAAAAUCAAUCAUGUAUUUAUUGAAAGUUUUAAAACAUUGUGGAAUUGGAAGUCCGGAUUUAGCAUACAGGAAACUUGUCACUGAACUUCCAGACCCUGCUGAGUAUAAAGAUUUCUUUAAGAAUAAUUUACGAAGAGUUUACUGGUUGAAAGGACAGGCCGCCACAAAGAAACAAUUACCAGGAAUCGAUGCGCCUUCAUCACCAGAGAUUUUAACAAUCGACGCAGGCAUUAUUGAAGAAAAACUGUCUGAAGCUAUUCCAAAAAUUAAGACAAAUUUACAGUCUGAAAUUAGUAACGAAAUUAUCGAAGACGACAAAGUUUCUUUGUCAUAUAAGCCAAUUUCUGAUAUUGUAAUUGAUGCGACAAUAUCAACUGUGUCAGACUCAUCCAAAAGACAGAUGAACCUCUUACUACUGCCUUUUCAAAAUGAUUUGCAACCUGCUCCAAAUAAUAAUAUUCCUGUCAGUAUUGCAAGGUGCGAUCGGCCAUGGUUAAGAUUGCAGCUGAUUGGAGGGCAUAAGCAUGUUUUUGAAAUAAUGAAAGAACAUGAAAUUAAGCCAACUGUAAUGCUCUUAUCAACAUUAAUUCAAGUGUUGGAAUCGAAUAGAGAAGCUGAAGACGAAGUGAUUGAAUUUGCAGAACAAAAUAACGUAAAACUUGAUGCAGAUUUUUUCAACUUGAUUAUAAGGAAAAGAGCAGGAAGAUUUGAUAUGAAUGGAACAAAGUUGAUUUUGAGCAAAAUGGUGGCAAAGGAGUUUGCACCAAAUUAUCGUACCUGGUGCACAAUGGCAUUAACAUGUGUGAAAGGUCACUAUGGAGUAGCAUUGAUAAAUGAAGCUAAAAACGCCAAUGUUGAAUUUGAUCACAUAUUUUUCAACAGUUUAAUAUCUACAGCAUUGAAGAAUACUAGAGGAACCAGAAUAACAGGAUAUGAAGAUGUGAAGGGAUAUGAUUACAGAUAUCUCAGUCGAAUUAUUUAUGAAAUGAAACAAUCUAACGUGAAAGCUGAUCAUCAAACGAUUGAACUUUUGGAGAAAGCAUCGGAAUGGCCAGAGGGAUAUAACAGGUGGAAAUCUGCUGAUCCAGAUUUUGAACAUAAAGUUUUCAAUUUUCGCAAACAGUAUAAGGAAUGGUUAAAUCAUAUGGAAAUUGCAACAGAUGAAGAGCCUGUUCUUUCAUGAUACCGGUGGAAUAGAAUACCAAGAUAAAAUUUAUUAUUUGAAUGUUCACUGCCAUUUAUGCUGAUCAAUAAUAAAAUACAUUUUUUUCUAGCUUGUUUUUCAA
Styela clava is the source of this 1947-nucleotide messenger RNA. The record is from RefSeq and is a predicted model, not a curated record. NCBI's taxonomy places the organism in Eukaryota, Metazoa, Chordata, Ascidiacea, Stolidobranchia, Styelidae.